AUGGCAGAGGAUGGACUUCAGAAAGGCGCCAUGUUUAUGGCAGGUCUGACUCUGUUGCAGUCUCUCCGUGUGGCUUUAACUGGAGCAAAGUUUGCACUUGAUAGAUUUAAAAUUCCUCAGCAGUAUGCUAGCUCCUUCAUUAACAUGGUCCAUAAUCCUAUGGAACUGGCGACGUUUACUGGGAUGGCUAUUGUAAACAUAGCACUUAUUUGGAAGGAGAAGUGGAAGAAUUAUGCUGGGGGUCUUUCCGCUAUAACGAAUGUAGCACUGUGCUGGUCAUUUGUCUUGCUUCUUAUCGCAUUCACUUCUGGAGGAGAACAGGGUAAUCUCACUUUCUACUAUUGGACUAUCGUGUUAGUCUCAUUUAUCUAUGGACUUAAUGUAGCAGCUGUAAUGACCGUGGCAAGUGCAGAUGCCUCCCUUUUUAAUGUAGGAAUUCCUCUAUCUGGUAUCCAAGUUUGUAUUUACUACUUUAUCUUUACUAAACUUGCUGAGAAGUAUAAUUGGUCACACAUAAGCUACAGGAUUAUAUUUUGGCAACUUAUAAUAGCAAUAUUUAUAUCAGCAGUAUCAGCUGGUGUUUGGAUUGCUGUUGCCUGUGGAAGCGCUCAAUCUGGAGGUGGUACUGAAGGUGUUGAUCAAUCUGCCGCUGCCACUUCUCCAAUUCUUAUGGGAAUGGUUGGUAUGGGUGGUAUAUAUGCCUUUUACCCUGCUAUUCUUCCCUACAAGUUGACUGACGUUAGCACUGGCUACGCUAUCGAUCUUGUUGUCUUGUUCGUGAGUGCUGUUCCUGGUAUCAUCAUUGCCAUCUUAUGCAUGUGUAAUGGAACUGAUCCUAAAAAUAAUGGAAAGAAGGGUCCAAAUACUGAUUGGAGUAAGAAUUGGGAGUGGAAUUACGCCUGGAUGCUGGCAUUUCCACACAUUGCUGCAAUGGUUUUGUGCUUUGUUACACUUCAUUAUCCUAGUGGUAGAGUAGCAAGUUCUAUAAAAAGUAGUGGUUUAAAGGUUGGACUUAUUACUGUGACAUUAAAGUUUUGUGAAGAGGGACUCAAGGCAGUAUCAUAUGCCGGAGCUGGUGCAUAUCAAAACCCAAUUCCACCUGUUAAUGCCUUCUUAUCCCAAGGUUUAAUGAUAGUCUUGGCCUUUACUGGAGACGGUUACCUCAAGACUUAUUCCAAGUAUGAGCAUGAUCGUAGUAAGUGGCCUACUAAAGACUUUGGGUUCUGGAGGUCCAUCUCUUACUGGGCAGGGAAUGGAGCAUAUGUGGCAUGUAAGAGUGUUAAAUCAUCCUUUACCAAGAAUGUUAGAUGUAAAGUUUUGGGUAAAUCAGAGGCCUUACUCAUUGUCUAUGCAGAUGAAGAAUUUUAA
This is a messenger RNA of Theileria equi strain WA, 1368 nucleotides long. RefSeq lists its product as hypothetical. NCBI's taxonomy places the organism in Eukaryota, Apicomplexa, Aconoidasida, Piroplasmida, Theileriidae. The transcript has a single exon. The coding region runs from base 1 to 1368 and encodes 455 amino acids. The record is from RefSeq and is a predicted model, not a curated record.